AUGCCGCAGAGGAGGACACGGUAUGCGGAUAGUCAACGCCUAGGACUUUUGAUUGUAGCUCAAUUUGCUACUAACUUAUGGAUCUGCCUUGAUAACUUAGAAGUUGCCACGCGUCUUCUAUCUCCCUCUACCGGAUCUUCUCAAGAAGCCUUUGAAUCCUUCCGCACCCUUGCAGCUGGCUGGCCACUACGUGAAAGGCUUCCACACACCAAAAGUGGAUCAGUCCAAAUCCGAUGGGUCCCUGGACACACUAAAAUCCCUGAGAAUGAAGCAGCAGAUUCUGCUGCUAAAGAGGGAGCUGCCUCUACCCCCCCCUCUCCAUGCAAGUCCUCAUAUGCCUCGCUAAAGAGACACGCCAAGACUCAAUCUCUCUCUGCUGCCCAGACACGGUGGCAGACCAUAGCACCACAAACUUACCAAGAUCUAGAAAUAACUACAUCUCCUAAGCGCCCUGGAGAGCUUCAACUUAACCGACUUGACCUUGGCCAUAUCAUUGCAGCCCGUACUGGACAUGGAGACUUCGCAGACUACCAUGAACGUUUUAAUCAUGAUGAUGCUCAUCUCCUCUGUCGAUGUGGAGCACGAAAAGCACCUCUACAUUUCUUCUUCUGCUAUAUAGCUAAGAGACGAGCCCCUCGUCCUCCUGGACCUCCUUCUGAGGUCAUAUCCUUCCUUCUAGGCACCGCGAAAGGAGCACAAAAACUAGCUACAUGGCUAGCAGAGACCCAGUUAUGGGUCAUGGAGCGUAGGUGGACCAUUGCAGCUGGCAAAUAUCUAAAACCCACUCGGAAGUGGACUCCCUGUAAGACCACGGCAGCUAUGGAAAUGCGCCAAAGAGUCCCUUAUUUGUAUAUAAAUCUGAUAGGACCUGAAGCCCGAGGCUUACCCCUCGGCGGCCUAUGUCCCAGUAGGGAUUGGUGGAAAGCGUGCGAGUCACGAUCCACGGCCGUUAAAUACACACACACACACACACACCCUGAGUUGUAUGUAACAAAAGAGACAAGUAAUACACAGAGAUUCAACGCAUCGAAUCAUCUCCUUAUUAAUACUUACAAGCAACUGAUCAUUGAUCACUAUUACUGA
This is a messenger RNA of Talaromyces stipitatus ATCC 10500, 1083 nucleotides long. RefSeq lists its product as uncharacterized. Gene Ontology annotation, biological process: DNA replication, removal of RNA primer. Gene Ontology annotation, molecular function: nucleic acid binding; RNA-DNA hybrid ribonuclease activity. The transcript has 2 exons. Lineage: Eukaryota; Fungi; Ascomycota; Eurotiomycetes; Eurotiales; Trichocomaceae. The record is from RefSeq and is a predicted model, not a curated record. The coding region runs from base 1 to 1083 and encodes 360 amino acids.